GGACAUGAGGAAUGAUAAUAACUAAUCUUAGAGAACAGGGUGGGUAUCUAAAUGUUUUUGACUUUGCAGGCCAUCUGUGGAAAUAACAGAAACAAGCCCAUUCCUCUUUGGUAAGUGUUUCUAUUAAGUGUAUUAUCCUCCUUUGACAUUGCUUUUUGGUUGGUAUACUUGGAAUUUGAAAACAAUGCAAGAUGAUUAAUGAAUUAAUUCAGUCAUACUUUGAUAAGUAUACAUUUAACUUCCUUAGGACAUGAAAAGCCAGAGAUGUGAUGCACUGUUUCUAAUGAGCAUCCAAGAACUGAGCUGUCUGCACUGCUGUUGAGGUGAUAGCUUAGACACUGGGAAGAAAGGACUAACAAAAAGCAGCUUAAAUGAUGGACAAGCAAAAUAACACUGGUCUUAAGGUAAGCCUGUAGAAAUAAGAAUGAUGAGAAGGAAAUAUCUCAGCAGUUCCAAUUUCUAGAGAAAACAGGAGAGUACAUAUGGACUUUGAACUACUAAAGUGGCUGUUAUAAAUCAUACCACAUGUAUUUUCGUAUCAGUGAAGUGCUGAGGAAUUGGGUGUGGGAAUUCGCAGCAUAAGUUGGCUUAUAUGGCUUUUCACAGCAGAUUUCUAGGUCUUUGUACUAGGUAAGAAAUGGCAAGGCCUAAUUUCAGGGAAGAUUGAGAAUUUCUUACAUCUGAAAGACUCUUCACAACUUAGAAAGAAAUGUCAGAAACUUGGAAUUAAGAAAAUGCUUGCAAUCAGUGGAAUAUGUAUAUAUAGCUUUGGUCCAGUAAGUCCCAUUCACCUGCGUGUGCUGCAAUACUUGUGUUUCAAGUUCCUUAUGAAGUUCAGGUUAAUAUGAAGAGUGGGUGCAGUAAUAGUUACUGAUACAUCCUAUUAAAAUAUUUAUUUUCUUUAUUUAUAAGCAUUGAUGAUACUAGCUAAUUGAGCCAAAGUCUUCUAAACUGACUCAGGGCGACUUAAGAAAAUUUAAUUGAUUAUAAUGUAAUACCUUAAAAAAAAGGUAUAGCUAGGUAAAGAAUGAACAUCAUGUUCAGCACUUGCUAAAAUUUCUAGAAGUCCAUCCUGUUAUUAGAAGCUGUAAUACUUUCUUCAGGCCUACCAUGUGGGAAAUGCAGUAUAAAAAUCUGAAGACAAAAUAGAAAAGUUCAAGAAGCAGAAAACCAUAUUUGGCAGGAGGCUGGAAACAGUUUCAUUAUCAUCUCUGUCUUUGAAAUAAUAGUUUAUGUGAAGCCACUGCUAAGUUUGACAGCCAGAAUUUCAAAAGGCCCUGAGGCAUGCCCAAGGACCAGGCAAACUCUGUUUUAUAGGGUGCUGCUGAGACUGUGUGUAUGAGCUGUCUUCUCCCUGGUGUUGACAGAGGCUCUGCUCAGGCUCCUGCAAUGGAACAGCAUGGUCUGAAGGCAGCCCUCUCCUGUAGGGAGGAGAAGAGGGAGACCUAAGCACAACAGAGAAAGAUAAGUCUUGGCUGAGCAGGAAAAAUAGAAAUUGAGAGGCCAGAAAAUAGAAGAAACAUCUAGAAAGAGCAAGUGGAUAGGAAAUAUAGAUAACAUCUAGAAUCAGAUGGACAUUGGAGCUCACAAUCAAUACAGUGGCCAGAAACCUACAAAAUAAAAGAAACAGUAGGCAAGAAACAGAUGAAAAAACAAAGAACUGGAGCCUGAGAUUAUAGGAAGAGGGUAAGUUUGAGAUGAGAGGAAAUGGACAUUGACUGAAAAGUAAAGUUUGAGAAACAAGUUGAAGAAAACAAAGACUGGAACAAAUUCAGGAUAAAGAAGAACGCUGUAUGCCUGUUUUAUUAGUUUGCACUAGGUACAACCAGGUAUAGUUAUUGCUGGGACUUUGGUUUGAUGGCUGUGGUCUUUGGAACAUUCAAGGAUUCCAGGGGACAGUGGUAACUGCUGAGGAGCUGUUGAAGGGCCUUCUUUUAAGUUUGUCAGUGUGGAAAAAGUGAUACAGAAGUUAUGUGAAGAUGACUAAGAAGAUGAAGAACCUAAGUGUUCAAAAAUUUGGGUUUGUAUCCAAAUUUAAUCACUUUAUGAAGAUUUUAAUAAAUACACUGGUCACAUCCUGUUUCCUUGGUUGUGUUCAUUGUCAUGAGCUGUCAUACUGCUACUGUUCGGUUUUUUUAACUUUUUGCCUUCAAUGAUGUCUUGAUUACCUGUGAUUCAAGUCUUCAUAUUUCAUAAUUCAAGAGAAUUUCUAAUAUCCUCUUGGACCUUCUUGUUACUUUCAUUGUAAUUUAUACCGUGAAUUUGCUUUUACAGCCCCUUGUAAAAUGACUGACUGUAGCGUUAGGAGUGAAGACUGAGAUGAGGCAAACCAGAGUCAAAAAGCAUGUGCUGAGUUCGGGGUACCUGUGAUACGGUCUCCCGAUGCGAGAAAGAAUUUGGCAGGGUGGAAGGAGAGCGCAGCUGGGCCCGGGAGGGGAGGCAUAUGAACGGAGAUCCGCUCGGCCCGGCCGACGAGGCUCCCCGGGAAGCCGAGCAGAGCGGAGAAGCGCUGCCGUGGCGGCAGCGGACGCCUCCCGGGACGGGGGACAGGCAGCUCCUGGCUCGCCGAGGAUUCGGGGUAAAGGACAGCGCCCCGCCCGCCCCGCGGAACAAGGAUCGCAGUCCCGGGGCAUGGCGGCCUGGCGGGAGCUGCUGGGGUCGCCGCCGGGCUCCAGGUGCCGCGGGCAUCGGCGGGGACGCGGCUGGCAGCCCCCGCGCCGGGAGCGCUCCGACCCGCAGACCCCCAAAUCUUGGAUCGAAGAGGUCUUCAGUAAAAGAGAAUGUGCACACAUUAUUCCCAGCUCAAAAGAUCCGCACAGAUGUCCUGCAGGAUGCCAGGUGUGUCAGAAUUUAAUCAGGUGUUGCUGUGGCCGGCUGAUUGGAGAACACCCAGGAAUUGAAUGCAGCUGGCCUGUUUAUCAGGCUGGUUCACAGAGUGAUGGUGGAGAGUGGUCUGUGCAAAAACACACAAAGAUGAGUCCCACAGAUGCGUUUGGUACUAUCAAUUUUCAGGAUGGAGACCACACUUACCAUGCCAAGUAUAUUAGACUUUCUUACGAUAGCAACUUGGAUCAGCUGUUGCAUCUGAUGGUUAAAGAAUGGCAGAUGGAAUUGCCAAAGCUAGUGAUCUCUGUUCAUGGAGGCAUUCAAAAUUUCAUACUUCCCUCAAAAGUCAAGCAGGUUUUCAGCAAAGGGCUGGUGAAGGCAGCUGAAUCUACAGGAGCAUGGAUAAUUACAGAAGGCAUCAACAGCGGAGUGUCCAGGCAUGUAGGGGAUGCACUGAAAGGCCGUGCCUCACCACACCUGAGAAAGAUCUGUGCUAUUGGGAUUCCUCCAUGGGGUAUCAUUGAGAAUCAGAGGGAUCUCAUUGGAAAAGAUGUAGUUUGCCUGUACCAGACUCUUGGUAACCCUCUCAGCAAGCUGAGUACGCUCAACAGCAUGCAUUCUCAUUUUCUAAUGGCAGAUGAUGGGACAGUAGGCAAGUAUGGGAAUGAAAUGAUGCUCAGGAGGAAUUUGGAGAAGUACAUAUCACUUCAAAAAAUACACACAAGAAUGGGCCAAGGCGUUCCCACAGUGGGGCUGGUGCUGGAAGGAGGUCCCAGUGUGAUCCUGAUGGUGUGUGAGUAUGUGAGGGCCAGCCCAGCUGUCCCAGUGGUAGUCUAUGAGGGCACUGGCAGAGCUGCAGACAUCCUGGCAUUUGCCCACAAGCACACAAGUGAUAUGGGGGAUCUGUGCCCUCAGGUGAAGGAGGAGAUCUUAAUGAUGAUUCAGAACGUAUUUAGAUUGGAACAGAAACAGUCCAGUCAUCUAUUUCAUGUUUUGAUGGAAUGCAUGAAACACAGAGAGUCUAUCACCGUAUUUGAUGCGGAGUCAGAAGAUGAGCAGGACAUUGAUUUGGCAAUUCUGACGGCACUCUUGAAAGGUACGAAUAUGUCUGCUUCAGAUCAGCUAGAUUUGGCAUUGGCCUGGAACCAGCUAGAUAUUGCCAAGAAACACAUACUUGUUUAUGGACAACACUGGAAGGUUGGUGCCUUGGAACAGGCAAUGCUGGAUGCUUUAGUCAUGGAUCGUGUGGAUUUUGUUAAACUAUUAAUAGAACACGGAGUGAACAUGCACCGUUUUCUUACCAUAUCUCGUUUGGAAGAACUCUACAAUACUAAACAAGGACCAUCAAAUCUACUUUUACACCAUCUGGUUCGAGAUGUGAAGCAGAAUAGCCUUUCUUUGGAUUACAAGAUAUCACUGAUUGACAUUGGCCUGGUGAUAGAGUACCUCCUUGGUGAAGCUUAUCGGAGCAGCUACACAAGGAAGCAUUUCCGAAUUCUUUACAACGAUCUCUACAGAAAGCACAAGAGAGCGGUCUCCAGCUUACCUCAAAGCCUGUCUCAUUCCUUUCAUCAGAGUAAUCAGAUGGAUAGUGGAAUGUCAUCCACUGAAAGUACUUUGCAUUCUCAGUUCUUCAGAACUGCACAGCCUUACAAAUACAAGGAAAGAUCCAGCCCUUUUCCAAAGUAUAAGAAGAAAUCCAAAGAGGAUAUAAACUACACAGAGAAUUAUGAGUCAACUGGUUUCAUCUACCCCUAUAAUGACCUCCUGGUUUGGGCAGUAUUAAUGAAAAGACAGAAGAUGGCUAUGUUUUUCUGGCAGCAUGGAGAGGAAGCCAUGGUCAAAGCUGUUGUUGCUUGUAAACUCUACAGAGCAAUGGCACAUGAGGCUAAACAGAGCAACAUGGUGGAUGACACUUCAGAAGAACUCAAGAAGUAUUCAAAGGAAUUUGGGCAGCUUGCCUUAGAUGUGCUGGACAAAGCAUUCAAACAAAACGAGCAGAUGGCCAUGAAGCUGCUGACCUAUGAACUGAAGAACUGGAGCAACUCAACUUGCUUAAAGCUGGCAGUGUCUGUGGGGCUGCGGCCGUUUGUGUCCCACACGUGCACACAAAUGCUGCUGACUGACAUGUGGAUGGGACGCCUGAAGAUGCGGAAAAACUCCUGGUUUAAGGUCAUUAUGAGUAUUCUCCUGCCUCCCACCAUACUGAUGCUGGAGUUUAAAAGCAAGGCAGAAAUGUCUCACGUGCCGCAGUCUCAAGACUUCCACCAGUUGUGGUAUCAUGGUGAACAAAGCCCAGUCAGCUCUAAAGAUACUUUGAAGGUUUAUGAUGUGGAAAAGGCUGUUCAGAAGUCUGAUGAAAGCCAAGCAGAUGGCGGACAAGGAAACCUGUCUGGAGCUAGAAAAUUCUAUGAGUUCUACAACGCACCAAUUGUCAAAUUCUGGUUUCACACGAUGUCAUACUUGGCAUUCCUCAUGCUCUUUACUUACACUGUGUUGGUGAAGAUGGAACCCAGACCAAGUGUGCAAGAGUGGCUUGUUAUCAUUUAUAUUUUCACUACUGCUAUGGAAAAAGUCAGGGAGGUAUUUAUCUCAGAACCUAGAAAAUUCUGCCAAAAGGUGAAGGUGUGGAUUUAUGAAUACUGGAAUUUUACUGAUUCUGUAGCUAUCAUCCUUUUUAUGAUUGGUUUUGGUCUGCGCUGGUCCAACCCCCCUGUUCAAACUGCAGGGAGGCUCCUUUACUGCUUGGAUAUUAUAUUUUGGUAUACUCGGCUCCUUGAUCUUUUUGCUGUGAAUCAGCAUGCUGGCCCAUACCUGACAAUGAUUGGGAAAAUGACAGGAAACAUGUUCUAUAUUGUGAUCAUGAUGGCCAUAGUCCUGCUGAGUUUUGGGGUGUCACGAAAGGCAAUUCUUUCACCAGAGGAGCCUCCUUCUUGGACACUGGCACGAGAUAUUGUGUUUCAGCCCUACUGGAUGAUGUUUGGUGAAGUCUAUGCUGGAGAAAUAGAUGUUUGUGAAACCAAUGAAGACUGUCCUCCUGGAUCCUUUCUCACACCAUUUCUGCAAGCUGUCUACCUUUUUGUGCAAUACAUCAUCAUGGUCAACUUGCUCAUUGCAUUCUUUAACAAUGUUUAUUUUGAUUUGAAAUCCAUAUCGAACAAGCUCUGGAAGUACAACCGCUACCGCUACAUCAUGACCUACCGUGAGAAGCCCUGGCUGCCUCCACCCUUCAUCCUCCUGAGUCACUUUGGGCUUCUGGUGAAAUGCAUCUUCCACCACCAGCCCCCAAAUGAGUUGGACCAAGAGGAAGGCGAUGUUGGACUAAAGCUUUACCUGAGUGAUGAGGAGUUAAAGAAACUCCAUGACUUUGAGGAACAGUGUGUAGAAGAAUAUUUUCAUGAAAAGAAUGAAAACCUGAGUUCCAGUGGCAGUGAAAGGAUCCGUUUGACCACAGAAAGAGUGGAAGAGAUGUUUCAACAGCUUAAAGAAGUUCAUGAGAAGGUAUUUUAUAUCAAGGAGUCUUUGCUGUCUCUGGACAGCCAGCUAGGUCAUUUGCAAGACCUGUCUGCCCUGACAGUGGACAUCCUGAAAGUGCUUUCAGCUGUAGAUACCUUAAAGGUGGAAGAAGCCUUACUGGCUGAUACGAAACAUCAAGCUAGGAAGCUGCCCCAUAGCUGGAGCAAUGCAUUCUAUUCCAAGACCUUGAGCAGCCUGGAGGGCUUGUAUGACAAGAAGGACCACUAUUACAGCAUGCCACCCUCCCUCUUACGGAGCUUGGUAAAAACACAGUCUCCAUCAGUGUGCAAACUCUUGAACCCUGAGGGUAACAGGGUGGUAGAAGACAGCUCUCAAAAGGCAGAAAUAGAAACAGACACGCUCACUUCAGGAGUAUCCUCUGAGACUAAGUCGACACCUAGGUAUGGGCAGUUUUUGCUGGUGCCCCCUGACCAUCAGGGAGGGUCUUUUUCUGAGGAUGUCACCUUAAAUUUGUCCUUUUUGAAUACUGCUGCCAAGUACAGGGAUGUAGCAUUCAGAGAUGACCUGCAAAAUAGCAUUGUGGUUCAGCAAAACCUGCCAGGUAUCAGCUUCCUUGGAAAAGAGACAAAGGGUUAUCAAUGGAACCAGAGAGACUUUGUUAUUCAUUUGCCAUCAGAGAAGAUUAAUGCUGCAGAAGCUGUGCAUCCUCUUGAUCUCCAGCUACCACUGGAUAUUGGAGAACGUGCAGCAUCCCCCUGCCAUGACAGAGAAGAAACUGAAGGGACAACAACUGCCAGAAUAAUCCUGCCACGCGUGUCCAGUUAAGUGAUUCGAAGUCCUUCUCCUACAGCUCUGUAAAAUCAUGUCACAGCAGCAGCAUCUCUCAGAACAGGCUGAAGCGAAGCAUC
Molecule: messenger RNA, 7211 nt
Organism: Oenanthe melanoleuca
Lineage: Eukaryota; Metazoa; Chordata; Aves; Passeriformes; Muscicapidae
Product: transient receptor potential cation channel subfamily M member 6-like
Exons: 27
Coding region: 2383-7128 (1581 amino acids)
Biological process (GO): protein tetramerization; monoatomic cation transmembrane transport
Cellular component (GO): apical plasma membrane
Molecular function (GO): monoatomic cation channel activity
Source: RefSeq, a predicted model, not a curated record